Messenger RNA from Daphnia carinata, 930 nucleotides. Its product is annotated as transmembrane reductase CYB561D2-like. The transcript has 2 exons. The coding region runs from base 124 to 765 and encodes 213 amino acids. Lineage: Eukaryota; Metazoa; Arthropoda; Branchiopoda; Diplostraca; Daphniidae. The record is from RefSeq and is a predicted model, not a curated record. Gene Ontology annotation, molecular function: transmembrane monodehydroascorbate reductase activity.
CAGGUUUGUAGGUUCCACUUGAAAUUCCAACGUGUCAGCUCGACUACUAAGGAUAUUAUUUAGUUGUUUUCUCUUUACACCCUUGUUUUCUAUAACAUUAUCUUCACACAGUUGGUUAUAGAAAUGUUGAAUCGUAAUGGAGUUCAUUACGCAUUAGUUCACGGAACUAUAAUUGGAAUUACGGCAUAUCUUUCGUAUCUGUCUGACCCGGGCUCUAGUCUUUUCAGCUGGCAUCCAUUUUUGAUGGCGCUAAGCAUGCUGUUUUUGAUGAAUGAAGCUGUUUUGAUUUUUUCUCCCCAGUGGUCACUCCUUCCCAAGAAAUUUCACAAACAACUAUUCAUGGAUUGCCAUGUAUAUCUUCAGUUGGUUGCCUUAGUUGGAAUCGUUUUAGGUUUUGCUGCCAUUUAUAUGAACAAGGAAGACAAUGGAAAGCCACACUUUAAAAGUUGGCAUGGACUACUUGGGCUCAUUCAAAUUUUGCUCAUUAUAGGUCAGGCAUCAAUAGGAUCUCUAGCUAAAUAUGCAAAACUUCUCCCUGUCAAACUGAAUGUUGGCAAGAUCAAGACUUUCCAUGAUUUACUUGGUGCAAUUGUGAUAUUAUUUUCUAGCAUUAACAUGGUCACCGCCUGUUUCACAAAUUUUUUUGCAUCCCAAACACAUAUCCUUCUCGCCUACUUUUUUUCUGCUGCCUUUGUUCUCAUUUACGGAUUUGUUUCUCUCCGUGUUUUUAUGACAAACAGCCGAAUAGCCCAGAUUGUAAAGUAGGAUUUGUCUGUUGAAAUCGGAAGAAAUAUUCCCGUUUGAUGAUUUUUUUCCAAAACAAAAAAUGACCUUAAGUGCAACUUAAUUUGAACGCACAUGUUUCCUCAGUGCUUCCCGAUAUUUUCUGUUUGUGGUUGUUACUCAAUAAAAGGCAAUUAACAUUUUAUA